This is a messenger RNA of Penicillium olsonii, 1872 nucleotides long. Lineage: Eukaryota; Fungi; Ascomycota; Eurotiomycetes; Eurotiales; Aspergillaceae. The record is from the annotation of a GenBank genome assembly.
AUGUCUAACAAUGAAAGAGUAGCCGAGGACAGAUCACUCUCGGGAUGGAGAUUGUCAGGUUUCGAUGACUCCAACUGGGAAAAUGCUGUCUCGGCUUUCCGUCCGGCCAAGAUGCUGCCAAUGCUGAGUCCGUGGAAAUUGACCGAGCGAACUAUCCCUGUGCUCCCAGAGAUCGAGGGAACCUUUGAUGGAAUUGUGAAAUGCCAGGGAUCAGUUUCUCACGAUCAGUGGACCGACUUGAUCAAAAAGGGCACCCCCGUCAACAUCCCCGCGGGCGAAAGCGCAAUCGUGGACAUCGAAUGCCUUUCAUUGACAACUGCCUUUGUGAAUCUCCAAUGCGCAGGCGGAGUAGGGUCAACCAUCACGAUCCUCUAUGCCGAAUGCUACGAGAAAGAUCUCGGCGUCGAGACCGCACCAUUCCCCAUGCCUCGAACCAAAUCUCUUCGAUCAGAUAGCAGCGGUCGACUAUACGGCGUGAAAGACGUAUACACAGUGACCGAUGGAGAACGCGACCAAACCUUUGAGCCAUUCUGGUUCCGCGCAUUUCGCUACAUCCAAUUGCACAUCCAAACCACCUCACACCCCUUGACCCUCAACGCAUUCACGCUACGAGAAACAUACUACCCGCUCGAGAUCUCGACCCAAAUCCAAGCCGGGCCUGAGCUCGACCAGAUCUGGGCCGUCAGUAUGCGGACCUUGCAGAACUGCCGGCAUGAAACAUACGAAGACUGCCCAUUCUACGAACAGAACCAAUUCGCCUCAGACUCCCGCCUCCAGAUGCUGUUCACCUACCAGAUCUCGUCAGAUGACCGACUCGCGCGCAAGACGCUGGAAGAGUUCCACGCCAGCCGGUGUCCGGAUGGACUCAUCAAGGCGCAAUUUCCCGCCGGGUUCCGGAGUAAGCAGAUCCCGCAGUUUUCGCUAUCCUUCGUAGCGAUGGUGUGGGAUCAUAUGCGAUAUUUCGGGGACCGCACACUCGUGCGCCGGUAUCUGAGCACUAUUGACGGGAUUCUCGGGCAUUUUGACGAACGCAUUAACGCCCUCGGACUCGUCGGGCACUUCGAUGACGACACCUGGCCGUUCGUCGAUUGGGUGCCCGAGUGGACGGUGCCGGGGAAUAUCUUCCACUCCUGCAUGCCGCGGUCCUACCAUGCCACCGGGGCUGCGACCAUCAACAGCCUCGUCUACAUCCUGGGGUUGAUGCAGGCGGCGGAGGCGUGCGAGUUCGUGGGGCGCCACGACACCGCGGCCGAAUACCGGCGUCGGGCGCAGGAGCUCCGAGAUGCCGUGAACACCCACUGCUACGACGGGCUGUACCUGGACGGACCCUCCUCGAAGGAGUAUAGUCAGCACAGCCAGGUAUUUGCCGUUCUCUCCGAGACGGUGACGGGCCAGCAGGCGCGGGAGGUGGUUGGGCGGCUGGGAGAGACGUCAUUGGUGCGGUGCUCCAGCGCGCUACAAUUCUACGUCUUCCGGGCAGUGGAGAAGGUGGGUCUGUACGAUGGACUGUUUGGGACGCUAUUGGAUCCCUGGCGCAGGAUGCUGGCAGAGCAGUUGACCACAUGGGCGGAAUUUGAAGAUAAUCCCCGGAGCGAUUGCCAUGGGUGGAGUGCGUGUCCAAUCAACGAGAUCGUCACGCAGAUUUAUGGCGUCAAGCCUGUGCGACCCGGUCAACGGCUUCGGAUCGAGCCUCGGGUGGAACUGCUGGCGCGGGCGGAGGGUACCUUUGCCACUUCUGUUGGCCAUGUCCGGGUGCGCUGGGAGCAGGAUUUGGAGGUGGAGGUUUCGGAGGAUGUCGAGGCAGAAAUUGUCUUCCGAGGGUCUGUGUACCCGGUGCAUUUCACGGGGGGCAAGGCAUUAACGUUCCCAUAA